Molecule: messenger RNA, 1960 nt
Organism: Anolis carolinensis (green anole)
Lineage: Eukaryota; Metazoa; Chordata; Lepidosauria; Squamata; Anolidae
Exons: 16
Coding region: 148-1638 (496 amino acids)
Cellular component (GO): precatalytic spliceosome
Molecular function (GO): single-stranded RNA binding; double-stranded RNA binding; zinc ion binding
Source: RefSeq, a predicted model, not a curated record
UGUCAUCGGGACGCGCCGGCAGAGCCCAAAGCUGUGGGAAGGCGGAGAGGGGGCCGCUUGGCUCUUCUCCAGAGAAAGCUCGAACUCACUUCGGUGGGUUUUCGGAUUUAUUUGUCCUGAGAUAUCUUCCGUCACCACUUCUGCACCAUGGAAGAAACCCCAGAGCGCCAGGCUGAGAAGCCCAGCAACGCCACUCCUUACUAUUGUAACAUCUGCAAAAUCUAUUGUGCAUCGCCUGUAAACCUACAGACUCAUUUCCUUGGGUCCAAGCAUAAGAUGGUUGAAAAAGCUCUCAAAUCCCAUGGCAUUGUUAAGCCUCUAAGCGGUACUACAGAGACAGUUAGAACACCAGAACCCCUUCCAAAUUAUGUUGACACUGAACCUAAAAAGCCUUCUGAAAAAACCUUGGAAGAGCAACUUAAUUCCUGUAAGGAUGAAGAACCUGCUAUUGGUCUCCAAUAUAUAACUGAAUACCAGUCAAAAGAAAAUCUGGUGUAUGAAUGUAAUCUGUGCAGCUGUCAAACAGGAUUAACCAAUAUGUUCAUGCAUGUUUUGGGUGUUAAACACAAGCUUGCAUAUUUGAAAAAGCACCGCCCUGAACUGGCAGAUGUUACAGGACGAGGUUCCAACUUAAAGAAAAAACUUAAAGAGAUUGCUGCCAAAGUUGAACAAGAAGAAGGAAGAAAACACAUAAUGGUUUCCAUGGAUGUUCCAAUUAUGAAAGAAGACAAAUAUUCACUUCAGCUUUCAGAUUCUCUUGUCACUUGGUUUGCUGAAGAUGAUGUAGACAUAGGAAAUAAGAAGGAUAAUGCUAAGAGUUCCGAGGAAGGUACCCAGAAGACUGGAGAUAUCAAUAAUUCAACAAAGUGUGAUGGCAGCAGCAAAACAGAAGAUGAAGAGCAACAGGACAAGAAUAAAAAAGAAUUAAUUGGUUUAGAUUCAGAAGAAUUUUCUAACAAUGAAGAAGUUAUAAAAUAUCUGCAAAGCUUUGAAAUAGUGGAUGAAUAUGAUGCUUCAUUUAUCUUGAAGGUUACCCAGAUACUUACUAAUUCAUUGGUGGUGUAUCGUCAGAAGGUUUCAGAAAGAAAAAACUUUUCUGAAUCAAAUCCAGAAGAAAAAGUUGACCAGUCAGAACUGUCACAGAUGACAUCUGGGACAAAUGAUGAACCUAACAUUGGUUUUUCUGAAAAGCAGUCUCCUGCUCAGCGCUCAUCUAAAAAUAUCGGAACAUUCAAUCCACAAAAUAAGCGAAAAGCAUCACCACUGAGUGUAAACGACAAAAGUAAACAUUUUAAGCAUGGGAGUUUUACAUCUGCAUUGGUAGAUGCACCCGAUGAACAGGCUUCUCUUGGUGAAAUGCAGUAUUCCCCCUUUUUUGCAUCAGACAGAAAUCCUUCAUUUCCAAAUAUGUCAGAAGCACCCAUUGGCUCUCUUCCUGGGUCGUCAGUAUCUGAGAGUCAUAUCAUUGCAGAAUUUCUCAGUAGUAUAAGAAAUAUGAAUGCUGAUGAAGUUGCUGCCACUUUCAACAAAACAACUGCAUCCAACCCAUCAUUCAGUGGAAUGGAUGUUCAAAAUGUGAUGAAGAUCCUAACUGAAAAUGGGACCCUGAAAUCCGAGAAGAUUGCCAGCACCACUUGAAGGAAGAUAAUUAGUUAUUUUGUGUUGUUUUAUACUGUGCUCAAAACUAUAUUUAAAAGUUUAGAUGAAUAUUUUUCUUUAUUCUCAUCUGAUUGUUUCUUCCCAUCACUUCCCCUUUAUAAACUAUGGAUGCUGAUGUCAUUUAUAGUGUAACAUAGUGUAGAUGUUACAAAAACAUUUAUGUUUUUGUUUUCUCUUUUUGCUUGUGUAUAUUUAAUUUUGGUUUUGAUUUUUUUUGUUAUUAAUAUUUAAAAUGGUGUUUAGUUACAUCAAAGAAGUUGCUCAAGUAUUUUAAUGCAUAAACCUUGGUUUUUUCAUGUUA